UGCGCGUCCCCGAGCCGCACGCGCGCGCACGCCUCCCGCCUUCCUUCCCGGGGCCCCGCGCGCGCACAGCCGCUCACCCCGCCGCCGCCGCCGCCCCGCAGAAAGCCAGCGGCGCCAUGUCUUCGCCUCCAGAAGGGAAGCUGGAGACCAAAGCUGGACACCCGCCCGCCGUGAAAGCUGGUGGAAUGCGGAUCGUGCAGAAACACCCACACACGGGAGAUGGGAAGGAAGAGAAAGACAAAGAUGAGCAAGAAUGGGAAAGCACCAGCCCGCCUAAACCAACAGUGUUCAUCUCUGGAGUCAUUGCCCGGGGUGACAAAGACUUUCCCCCAGCGGCUGCACAGGUGGCCCACCAGAAGCCACAUGCCUCCAUGGACAAACACGUUUCUCCAAGAACACAGCAUAUCCAACAGCCUCGCAAGUGACCUGUGCCCAGACCCCGGCGCCCAGACCCCAGCACCCUCUGCAGCAGCAGCAGCAGCACCCAGGCCCGCCUCCCACGAUUCUCCCCUGACCAAAAAAGAACUUGCACUUUCCAAGCAGUUUACUAAGUUCAGAAACCUAAGACAAAGCAAAGUGAACCCCCUAAGCAAAGUGGACCCCCAUUGUCUCGGAUCCCCGUAUUUAAAACUAGAAGAGGCUCAAACCCCAAACUUUGUUUCUAAGAGUCCUAGUCGUGUCACUGAAGGGUCAUUGUAGCCACCAGAAGUGCCAUUAGCAGAACUUGACAAGUCCUGAGGAAGCCCCUCACGCAGUCCUUUGAAGUCCUUACUCUUGGUCCUAAAAGGAAGAAGCCACUAUGGGGAGAUUUGAUAAAGUUAGGAAAACAAAACAAAACACUAUGAUAGAUACGGCUUUCAUCAAUUGUGCGUACUUCCUGCCCUCGGACACGCUGGACUGCCCUCAGUUCAUGGCUACAGAAUUCCCGCUUUUCUGAAAAGUCAGAGGGCUCCUUUAGCCAGAUGGAGAACCUUCUAGAGUGCUGCUCAUGGAGAGUGCCUCAGAGGGGUCAGCUGCGGGUCACGGCAGCGGCGGCUCUGUGUGUAGCAUCUGCACCACCAGCUGUUCAGGAACGAUUCACCAGGCCUGAGCCAUUUCACUGAAGGAGGGACAGGCUCCUUGAAUAUUAUACGCCAUUUGGUGCCCCGGCAGUGGACUUAACAGGAAGCAGGCCCUAAACCUCAAGACCCUGUUUGGUCGGUCUCUUCCUUCUUAAUUACUGAAAUGGUGGGGACCAAGGGUCACGUUAGCGACCCAGGCUUGGCCUCAGCACUGCCAUGGAACCCACUGCCUUGCUCUGUCGUGUGGAACCAAAUGUAGGAAGGGACCUGAGAGCAGGCAACACCAGCUCCCCCUGUGCAGACCUUCUCACCUUCUGUUGCAGAGAUCCUGAAGCAUCCACAAUCCCUUUUAGUUCAGCACCCUGGGGGGCAGCCUCGUGUUCCAUGUACUCUGAGCUGGCUCUGGUGUGCGUCUGUGGGCUCUAGGUCACUGGAUGUGACAUGUUCCCCUAAAUGAAUUUCUUAAUCAUUGACAUUGAGAAUAUGUUGAUUAUAAUAAAGCUCCUGCAUUCUG
Messenger RNA from Peromyscus californicus insignis, 1575 nucleotides. It is a transcript of the gene Dap, whose product is annotated as death associated protein. Gene Ontology annotation, molecular function: death domain binding. The transcript is spliced from 4 exons. The record is from RefSeq and is a predicted model, not a curated record. Lineage: Eukaryota; Metazoa; Chordata; Mammalia; Rodentia; Cricetidae. Gene Ontology annotation, biological process: cellular response to amino acid starvation; negative regulation of autophagy; apoptotic signaling pathway. Bases 117 to 425 code for a protein of 102 amino acids.